Messenger RNA from Rasamsonia emersonii CBS 393.64, 1152 nucleotides. RefSeq names its product Aryl-alcohol dehydrogenase (NADP(+)). NCBI's taxonomy places the organism in Eukaryota, Fungi, Ascomycota, Eurotiomycetes, Eurotiales, Trichocomaceae. The record is from RefSeq and is a predicted model, not a curated record. Bases 1 to 1152 code for a protein of 383 amino acids. The transcript is spliced from 5 exons.
AUGUCGGCGUUUCCGCAGGCCCCUAAGCCUCCCAGCCUUCUGGGCUACCACCGCAUUCUCUCCCCCACCGCCGGCGUCAAGGUGUCGCCGCUAUGUCUAGGUGCGAUGAACUUUGGGGAGGCAUGGAAUGACUUUAUGGGUGAAUGCUCCAAAGAGCAGGCGUUUGCCAUCCUCGACGCUUUCUACGAGAUGGGUGGAAAUUUCAUAGAUACGGCAAACAACUACCAGGCCGAGCAAUCGGAAGAAUGGCUGGGCGAGUGGAUGGAGAAGCGUGGCAACCGAGAUCAGAUGGUCAUCGCAACUAAGUAUACGACCGGCUUUCGCUCCGCCCACCGCGACGAGGAGCCCAUCCAGUCCAACUUUGUCGGCAACUCGGUCAAGAGCAUGCACGUCUCCGUCAACCGCAGCCUGAAGAAGCUGCGCACCGACUACAUCGACCUGCUGUACGUGCACUGGUGGGACUUCACCACCUCCGUCGAGGAGGUCAUGCACGGCCUGAACUCGCUGGUCACCGCCGGCAAGGUGCUCUACCUGGGUGUGUCGGACACGCCAGCGUGGGUGGUCGUCAAGGCCAACGACUACGCGCGCGCCCACGGCCUGCGUCCAUUCUCGGUCUACCAGGGCAAGUGGAACCCUCGAUUCCGCGACAUGGAACGCGAGGUGGUUCCCAUGUGCCGGGAUCAGGGCAUGGCCAUCGCCCCGUGGGCGCCCUUGGGUCAGGGACGGUUCAAGUCUGCAGAGGCGCGGAAGAGUGGCGAAGUUGGCUCUGCUCGUGGUCAGAAUCUGACGGAGGAGGAUAUCAAGGUGUCUGAUGCGUUGGAGAGGGUAGCGAAGAGGAAGGGCACCACCCUGCACGGAGUGGCUCUCGCGUACAUCCUCCACAAAACACCCUACGUCUUCCCCAUCGUCGGCCAGCGCAAGGUCGAGCAUCUCAAGGCCAACGUCGAAGCCCUGAGCAUCCAAAUGACCGAGGAGGACAUGAAGGAGAUCGACAACGCCGUCCCCUUCGACGCCGGCUUCCCGAUGAACUUCCUCUACCCGGAGCAGUACGAUCUGAACAAGACGGCCGCGGAUGUCUUCUGGACGCAGCGGUCGACCCACAUUGAUGCUCCGCCGCACCAGUUGCCUAUUCGAGCGCGGUCGGAGGUGUAG